CUGCCCUUACUGAAUUUAGGAGUUAUGUGUACUGCAUGUGCUUCCAGCAAGCCAUAAAAAGCAUGACCUAUUGCCUUACUACCACCCAUAAACAUGAGUUUCUUCACCCUAAAAUCCUCUGCAGCUAGCUCAUGGGUGAGCUCAUGCUUGGUGAAAUUGGUAAGCCACUUCUGUCUUAAUACUGUUAAGCCUGCAAAUACGCCUCAUGCAAUACUGAAGCCAUAUUUUGAAGAUUUUGCAGGUAAGCUGAAAAACUGUCUUCAAGAGCAGGCGUGGGGGCUCCCUCAAGAGGUAGUUCAAACAUAGUGAGAAACACUUUUCAUGUGAAGAAGACAAUUAGARUUUGACCUGUUCAGUGGUCGGAAGAAGACACUUGCUUCAUCACUGUAGUUAGAGUAGAAACAUUGUAACUUCUCCUUCAAGUAUUGCUUAGUUAACACAGCCCAUGUGUGAAGUGGCCUGUUGUGAAAAGGCUCCAGUUGUAAGGUGUGGUAGGCUUAAUUUCUGCCUGUUUUCAUGUGUCAAAGACUGGCUCAUGCAAACUGACCAUUCCACUGAACACACGCAAAGUGUCCUAAACUGACAGGUCACUUAUUCUUCAGGUGUUUGUGAUUUCUGGUCUGUGUCACUGAUUCAGUGUGCCGCAGAAAGCAUAUGUUUGACUUGUAGCUUGUUGAAAAAGUGAGUAAAAUAGAAGUACAUCAGAGGACUGGCCCAAUGAAGAGUUACUUCCAAAUCUGAGGACCUUGUUAACAGGAAAUGUUUUGUUUGAGCAGUCCUGUAUAGGCUAUUCAAAAUGCUUUUAAGUGGAUUUUGGCAAAAGCAGAUGGACAGUCUUUCAGGUAAGGAGGUUCUGUAGAAGAUAGUAAUUUACAUUAGCUGGAAGCUGCUUAUCUUAAUUUUUUUUCCUAAUGACAGCAACAUGGCAAGUAAGUACGUCAUGAGUUCUUUGGGGCCAGCUUCUGAGUUUACAAAGAGCUGCAUGUAAAAUUGGACUGCUUGGGCAAGGUCACUGAGUGAUACCUUUGGAGAUUCAGCCCCUUUGCRGAGUACUGUGAUAAGUAAUUUUUUUCAUAAUUGCAAACCUGUGAUCUCAGAUAUUAUAUAUUUUGUAACUAUCAUCAGAGCUUGAAAAACUAUGAAGUGUCUCUCUGCUUCCCAAUUUUUGAGUUUUCAUGGGAGCUAAAAUUUGUUCCCAUGUAGACUCCAAAGGUGCAAGAAGUCUUUAUCCUACACACACCUGAGAUGCAAUUCCACCUGSAUUGGCACAACUCUCUCUCUCACAGUCCAGUUCCAGGAUGUCUCAGACCUGUAUCUGUUCCUGUAGCAGCUCUGUCCUUGGACACGUGUCUGAUUAGAAGCAGGAAGGGAAGGURUGACAGCCCUGCUGUGGCCACUAUAGCUUCUGUUCUCUGAAAUGGAGACAUGCACGUGGCGCUUCCUCCACGUGCAAGGAGAUGCUGGCAACAAAGGGGGAGCACACAGCCAGAGGCAGAACAAAACUCCUGUGGGCAAUGGUGCAGGGAUGAUGAUGCUUGUGUCAUUGUUUGGUGUCAUGGACUGGUGCUGCUGCACAUCAUCAGCACAAAGACCUGUAGUUCCAGCAGCCUUUGUGGGAUGCAGCAAGUUAGCUCCCUCAUCAGGCAUUUAAAUGUUUUGGCUGGCCGGAUGAGGGGUGUAGCAGAGCUCUAUCUGCACCCUUGUCUGUGUCUUUUGCUUGAAGCCCUGGAAGCAACCCAUGAAUCGUGACCAAGGAGGGGAAGAGAAGGAAAGAACUGGUUUUUAAUUUCAAUUUUACUAGAAUAAACCUGCAUCUCUUUUCAGGUAAAACAUCAAGAGGAGAAUAUUCUCAUCCUUCCUUAUGCAGCCAUGACAAUUAAAAUUAGUGCCAAGUAAAAUAAAGAAAAACUUACAUUUUUCAUGUGAAAAUCUGUCUUUACUAAUGUGCUGACUCACCCAAGAUGUCCAUAGAAGAAUAAUGGAAGCCCCUGAAUACCUUGAUUUGGAUGAAAUAGAUUUCAGUGAUGAUAUAUCGUAUUCUGUAACUUCUCUCAAGACCAUCCCAGAAUUAUGUAGAAGGUGUGAUUCACAAAAUGAAGACAGAUCAGUUUCCAGCAGCAGCUGGAACUGUGGAGUCUCAACUCUUCUUGGAAAUGCACAGAAACCAACAGGAAUUGCAGAUAUGUGCAAUAAAUUCAGACCAGUGAAGAGAGUUUCCCCAUUAAAGCACCAGCCRGAAAGCUCUGAGAACAAUGAAAGUGAUGACCAGAAGAACCAGAAGGGAGAAUACCAGAAAGGCAGUGAUUGUCAAUCUGCACCUCCAAAUGAUGACCAGAGUCCAGGAGAGGGAGAGAGCCUUAAAAACAAAAGCACCGAGCCUGCUGUUCUGCUUGGGGAGCUGGAGCACUAUGACCUGGAUAUGGAUGAAAUUUUGGAUGUGCCUUAUAUUAAAUCAAGUCAACAACCUGUUCCUUUUACAAAGGUAGCUCCUGAGAAAAAACUUUUGAGUGCAUGUUCAACAGUGAAUGGUCUAAGUGGCAAGACCUGUUCUGCAGGAAGCACAGAGAGCUCGCCUGCUGGCGGGACGCAGUUCUGUGUGCUGUCUCCUGUGAAAGGCGCUCAGCUGAGAAAAACGCAGCCCAUUGUCCUUGAUCAGCACAAGCAUUCAGCUGAAGAAUUAGAGCUUUCCCAGCCUUUAGUUAAGUGUGGCUCAGUCCAUGAAUCUGAAGCCCAAGGCAAGGGCUUCCUCAGCAGGACACUUGUUGAUCCUCAUGUUCACAAAGCUGAUAAGGCUAUGCCAAACUGCCACCGGAGGACUUUCCACCUGCAGACAGCAGUGGCAGAGAGCAAGCAGCUAGAGGAGCUGAGUAUGAACUGGAGCAGCACAGGGGGCCCAGAAGAGAGGAAUGAAGAAGUGAAAAAAAUUAAGAGCAUCUUGAACAUUGUAAAGGAAGGCCAAAUAUCUUUACUGCCACAUUUAGCAGCAGAUAAUCUGGAUAAAAUCCAUGAUGAAUGUGACAACAAUCUGUUGCAUGUAGCAGCAUCAAAGGGACAUGCAGAAUGCCUGCAGCAUCUCACUUCUUUGAUGGGUGAAGACUGUUUGAAUGAGCGAAACAUUGAGCAGCUAACUCCAGCUGGAUUAGCAAUAAAGAAUGGUCAGYUGGAGUGCGUUAGAUGGAUGGUGAGCGAAACAGAAGCCAUUGCGGAACUCAGUUGCUCAAAAGACCACCCAAGCCUUAUUCAUUACGCAGGUUGCUAUGGCCAGGAGAAAAUCCUUCUGUGGCUUCUUCAGUUCAUGCAAGAGCAAGGGAUUUCACUGGAUGAAGUUGACCAGGAUGGAAAUACUGCUGUUCACAUAGCUGCUCAGCAUGGCUAUCUAGGAUGCAUACAGACAUUGGUUGAAUAUGGAGCAAAUGUCACCAUGCAAAACCACGUGGGAGAGAAACCUUCACAAAGUGCGGAGCGACACGGGCACACCAUGUGCUCCCGCUACUUGGUAGUUGUGGAGACAUGUAUGUCACUGGCCUCUCAGGUUGUGAAGCUGACUAAGCAGCUGAAGGAGCAGACAGUGGAACGUGUGACAUUACAGAACCAACUCCAGCAGCUUUUAGAAGCCCAGCGGUCAGAGGGCAAGUCACUGCCCACGUCCCCAAGCUUGCCAUCAUCUCCCGCUUCUGGCAAACCCCAGUGGAAACCUUCUGAAGCAGAUGAAUUGUCUCCACCAAAAAGUAAAUUGAACACCCAAGAUGGGAUUCAGAUUCUUGGCAGCUUAGGAACUUCCAGUCGUGCUCGAGCUAAGAUAAAAGAUGAGGACUCAGAUAAAAUCUUGCGCCAGUUGUUGGGGAAGGAAAUCUCUGAAAAUGUCUGUAUGCAGGAAAAGCUGACUUUGGAAUUUCAGGAUGCUCAUGCAUCCUCCAAGAAYGUGAAGAAGAUUUUGCCAGAGAAAAGGGAGUUGAAGUUGGCUCGACUGAGGCAACUGAUGCAGAGAUCUCUCAGCGAAUCUGAUACAGAUUCAGCUAAUUCUGAGGACCACAAGAACACCUCUGUGAAAAGAACUGACAAACCAAGACCUCAGCCUAUAGUGGAGAGUGUUGAGAGUACAGAGAGUUUGAACAUGAUGCUUAAGAAGCACACUUCCACCGCAGGACGGCGCUUCCCUUUUGGUAUCAGGGUCUCUAAGUCUGUGGAUGGCCACAGUCCUUCCCCUACUUCGGAGAGCAGCGACCCAGAUAACGAAGCCCCAUAUCAGACCAGUGGUACCGUGCCUCAGAACCAGUUUAGUGGAGACAACUCUCCAUCUGGCACAGACAGUGCCAUUGCACAGAAGGUUGCCACCAGCCCUAAGAGCGCUCUCAAGUCUCCAUCUUCAAAGCGCAGAACCUCUCAAAAUUUGAAACUUCGAGUAACUUUCGAGGAGCCUGUGGUGCAGGUGGAACUAGCAGAGUCAGAACUGAAUGAGGAAAAAGAUAAAGACCGGAGCAAAGCACUCACACGGGCUCCGGCCAGCUCUGGGGAGCAUGCAGGGGAUCAGCUGAAAAGGCCUUUUGGAACCUUUCGGUCCAUAAUGGAGACACUGAGUGGCAACCAAAAUAACAACAACAACUGUCAAACAGSAAACCUCAUCAAAACCUCCUCAACGCUGCCUUUUACCUCAUUAGGAAGGAAGACAACAGAAAGCAAGGGAAAUCCAGCAGUUGUCUCAAAAGGAAGAAACAAACCAGGCCCCAAACCCUGCACAUGGUACACUCUGAUGUCAUGCCUAUUAGAGAAAUGUGGAUUCUGUGAUCUUCAGCUGGCUGAUGCGUGCCUACUCUGCGUAUUGGUAGCUGUGAAAUCCAGGUGCUGUAACUCUUUCUGUUUAGUUAAUAAUCCUCCAAGUAUGUCCCUUCUGGCAUGAGUCUAAGUCAGGCUUCUGUCAGCAAAGCAUGAGCAUUUCCCAGAGGCAGAAGAGAUGAUCAGGAAAUUUCCACCAAACAUCUUCAGAAAAUAUCACUUACCCAAGGCCUUGAACAGGAACACAAACCCCUUGGUUUCAUCUCCUGUAUAAAAGAUCCUCCAUCCAACCACAAAUUUUGGUUCAAAGAAGUCAGUAUUUUGCCAAUGUGUGUCCUAGUAAAACUGUAUUUGUGGUCACCCCAAAGAAAAACUUUUUGUGAUCUGUCACCGAGAUCUCAGAAUAAGUCUUCUCUGUGUAUGCUCUGCAGUUCUGUCCCAAAGGUGAUAAACAGGGUGCCAGAGAGCAGUAAUGAAUUCCCAAUUUCAGGUAAUCUCUGACUCUCCUUUUUUGAAAAAUGAAAAUCAUUUGCUAAGAGCCUUGUGGUUUUUUCGAGGUUGACUUGUUUCUGGUAUUUGAGCAUAUGGAUACAAGUGCAGCAUCAAAGCUUCAAAAUGGUGCUGUAAUUUCACCAGCAGAACAAUGGUCUAUGCUUUGUCCUGCAUCAGUAGAGCAACAUUUUCAUAAUUAUUUAUUUGCUUUUCAGUCUCCAAAUUAGAGGUCAAAUACAUUGGUUAAGAAAGGUACUAAUGGAUAAAAUAACUUUAGUCAGCCGAAUUGUUGUGUGAAGAGGAUCAAAGAGACUAGUUAGACAAACUGUUUAGAUUUCAUAUUCAUUUCACUGUAGCUGUCAUUCAGAAACCUUUUUGUAACAUCAAGCUGGCAUAAGAUCAAUGGCAUAACAAAAUGUGAUUGGCAGUGUAACAGUAAAAAAAGGAUACUCCCAACAUCUACUUAUUUAUAACAAAAUGGUAACUGUCUCUGUCAUGCUUUCUGAGAGCUGAUUUGUUGCAUGUUUCAUCACCUACCAUCACAAGCAAUGUCAGAAUAUGGUCAGGCAACACAGUCAAAAGUAAAGUAAAAAUGUCAGCACAUCAUAUGCCAGGAAUUAAUUAAUAAAUUAGUAAAUGUAUCUCAAGGUGAGACAACUUUGUCUCCAUGUAGACCAAGAUUCACAUCCUCAUACCCUUGAAAUAUUUCUUAGCCUUUUAAAAACCUACGUGGUGGAAAAGCAACAGAAAGAUUUGUUUAAAAUGUAAACCCUGCAUUUGCAGCAUCAAACUGCAAGGCUUAAUUGUCUGUCRUGAAAUGGUCUUUCAAUGACAUUGUAGGAAUAAUUUCUCAAAAUACAUUUAAUUUCCUGUCUUUCCAACUGUACACCAGCUGUGCCCAAGUAGUUAGCUUUUGUAUAACCUUGUUUGUGUCCAUUUUGAGCAUACAGUUGUAAAGGAGAAGAAAGUGCAGCACAUGCGCUGCAAUCAGAAUGUCUUUCAGACACAGAACCUUGCGGAGCACUGCAGGUCCCAGUGUAAAAGCCCCAGUAGUGGAUUCAUCCUCUGUGUCUGUAGAACAUCACUGCCCUAUCACCUUCUUGCUUACACCAGGCACACUACUGACUAUUUGCACCCAUCUCUUGUUCAUUAUAAUGGCCACUCAAUAUUAACUUUGAUCCAAGUGUCAGCGUUCAGGCAGGGGAAGCCAGAGAGGUUCUUAAUAUGCCACACAACCUCUCCCAAGUAAAGAAGGGUGCUAUGUACACAGCACCAACCACCCAUCCUCUUUGCACACAUUUAAUUAUGCCAGAUUUACAGAUACCCCAUAUUUUGUAACAUGAACUGCUUUUUUCUAACAUGCAUGGUCAGCCAUAAAUAAUAGCUCUAGCCAUCUGUUUCCUGAAGAACAUUUCUUUGACAUCUGCAGAGUCACUUCCUUUCCCACUCUAACUGUUAGGUGUUUUGCCAGUSUGCUUACUGGCAAGCAGUGUACAGGAAGAAGGAAAAUAAUUAUUCAGGGUAUAUUUGGGAAACUGAUAAGAAAUCCUGACACUGUUAGAACACAGAGCUGGCUUUUUAUCUUUGUUUUCAGAAGGCAAUACUGCUCCAAGAAAAGAAAAUAAAAUCAUGUGGGUCCGGAAGUGAAUGGAAAAGGGAGGAAUUAAUUCCUGAAAGGAAUUAGCCCUCUUUCCUGUACAGACAUGAAYGUAACCUUGCAUGCAGAUAGGGUAUGGAAAAACUGCAGCAUAGGGACCAAUUCAGGGGUUUUGCAGUUCAAAAGGCUGUGGCCUGACCAUAUACCUGUGUGUCUGCAUACGCAUGGAGAUGUCAAAGAUAAGACAGCAGUCUCUGUACACAGCUACAAGGGUGGAUGGAAAUAAUGAUGCCCCUCCUUGUUGGUCUGCACAUUGCUGACUAGGGGUAGAGCAAGAAGCAGUGCAGACAGAACUGUAGCAAAGGGGAUAGGGGUUAUGUGUUAGCAAAACUUUCCACAAAUAAUGAUAGUGCUGGAAACAAUAGAGGGGGAAGUUGGGAGAGAGUCAUAAUUGAAGGAUUUUAAGAACAGGUGGGAGAAGCAACUGUCAGAAAUGACAUGCCAGCAACAACCAUCAGAAAUGCCAUGAGGCAGGCAGCUGGUCUUGGAUGACCUCCUGAGAUCCCUUUCAGGCAAUUCUCCUUUAAUGAGUCUGUGAUUCAAUUGUGACAGAAUCAGUUUAAAAGAGAAAACUGUGAGGUCUUUACACMCUGUGCCUUUUACAACACUGUCAAGACAACCAACAGCUCUGCCUAGUGGUCUGUGAUAUCGGAUUUAUUUUCUGAGAACACUGGUCAAAUAAGAUCCACAUAGAGGUUUGCCAAGGAAUCAAAUAAGUGAUUUAAUUUUAAGCGUUCUUGAAAAUGUCUACCCGAAUGUGACGGCUUUUAAAAUAUGUGUCUGGUUUCUUAAGAAACCAGAUAAAAUCCUUUUGUUCAAUUCAAUGCCAGUUUUUACUGGGAAUCAGGCGUGAUCAGCAAAGGCUUUUUAUGGGAUUCUCAGGUUUCACUGUGCAUGCAGUGGCACAGAGGAAAAGAGAGCCAGCAGUGUCUUCUUGUGGCCGUGGAGGCCAAUGGAAUCCUGGGGUGUGUUAGGAAGAUCACUGGCAGGAGGUAGAGGAAAGUGAUCCUGCCUGUCUGCUCAGCCCUGGUUGCUGUGUCUGGUUCUGAGCUCCUUAGCACAMGAGAGACUGGGAGCACCUGGAGUGAGUCCAGGAGAGGGCUGCAGGAGGGAACAGAAGSCCCUCGCGCAUGAGGAAAGGCUGAGGGAGCUGUUUAUCCUGGAGGAGACACAACAGAGAGGGGCUCUUAUCAAUGUCUGUAAGCAUCUGAAGGAAAGGGUGUCUAGAGGAUGGAUCAGGCUCUGCUCUCUGGUGCCAAGAAAUAGUACAAGGGACACUGGGCAAGAACUGGAACACGGGAAGUUYCACCUGAACAUCUUUAUAUGGAAUAUCUUUACCAUGAGGAUGACYGACACUGGAACAGGGCACUCAGAGAGGAUGUGGAGUCUCCUCUGUGGCGAUGCUCAAAACAUGUCUGAGCACAAUCCUGAGUCAAGUGCUCUGGGCACCCCUGCUUGAGCAGGGAGCUUGGACUAGCUGACCUUUAGAGUUCCCUUCCAGACCUAAACAUGCUCUGAUUCUGUGAUCACUUUCUGAGGGUAAUUGAAGAGUCUAGCUUUAAUUAAAGGGAAGAAUCACAAAUAGCAACUAAAGAUGCGUAUWUUGGGGAAGAGAAAUUGCCUUUGCCCAAGUGAGUUAAUAGAGCAAGUAUGGAAUGAGGGAAUGGUGAUCCUGGAAGUGAUYCUGUCCUGUACUCAGCAUUCUUAGUGCCCUUCUCUGCUGUUCRAACGUGGAUUCUGUCAUUUCCUUGCUGGACCUGUGCGUAAAAAACCACCUUAGAUAUACCAACAAGAUGUGCCUCCUUCUGGCAGCACAAGAAAAAGUUUUGCCUUUCAGUGAUAAACUUCAGUUCUUUGGCAUUAAAAGGCUGCAUUGGUGAAGGGCUCUUUAAAGGCAGCCUUGCUGCUGAUAAUGGUAUGUUCUGGGAGGAAAAGAAGACAGAAGAGUUCCAUCUUCAGCAGUAGCUGGUUCCAAAAGUACUCAGAGCUCUCACUGAGCAAUAGCCACUAUGGUUUGCCCUGCCCUAACACCUGCAAAGUGGCAGCAGUGCUGGUGCCCCACAAACUGCCUGCUUUAUUAACAAUGGGAGCAAGGUCUGUGCAGAAAAGAGCUGCACUAGGAAAACCCAUGUGUAAAACACUUGGGGAAGCACCGUUUUUCUGUUUUUCAGAGGGUAUUUUUUGUAAGAUGCCAUUGGGUGAAAUUUGCUACAGGUACUGCUUGCACUCCAGGGCAUCUGUUCCGCAGUGCUCACUGUUUCCUGCUGGUGUCAGGGGCUGAUUCACUGAUGUUGCUCAAGAAGGGCAACACACAAUAAUGCUGAUUAGAUCUGUGUUAUUCCAGGGCCUUUAUUUCCCAAGUAAAUAAGUAAAUAAAUCAGACAAGUUCUUUUGUUUCCUGCAGCAUGACAUCUGACAGUUCACCUAGAGGAGAUAAUAAACUUCCUCUUCCCAUGAAGAUUUGCAUCCUAAAAACAUGGUUGAGGCAUCUCCAUUUGUGUGAACUGCUUUCUGAGACACUUGAUAAUGAGAAAAUCCUUUGUUCACCCCGUACAGAUGAUGUWACAGAUCACAUGGUAGAUGUGUACUCGAAUUUCCUAAAAUCUUAACAGAAGAAAGAAAUAUCCUCAAAAUCUAUAGCCUAUUUCUGGAUCCACUGGGAAUGCAUUUUACAUGCUUUAAAAUAGUACAAGCAGCACUGUGAGUGAAGUGCUGACUGGUCUCACYUAAAAGUCUCUUGGUCCCACUCACUGCCAUGAAUGUGUUUGUUCCUGGGCAUACAUUCCUAAUGGCUUUUCUGAAGCUGUUUUCCCUCCAGAGUAUGAAGUAGUCAGAAAACAGCCAAACAUAUUCAUGAGCCACUCAAAUUCUGUGGYGGAAAAUUGCCAUCCAGUGACAUCCAGUGUUAGCACUGAGGAUAAUUUUUACCAGUUUUCAGUAGAAUAGUGGUGGGUUUCAUAAACAUUAUGGUGCUGGAAGUAAGUGCUUCAAAGCAUUAAAAGAAAUUAAGAAAGAAGAUUACUACUAAGAAUCCUCUUGUAGAUAUUCACAUUGAAAGCCUUAGCUGUCUUUAUAUGAACAGGCUAAGCAAAUGCUGAAACUGACCGCAGUAAAAGAAACAGGGAGAAAAUCUGUUUUAUGCUGUAGCAAUAAAAAGGGGCAUUCUCAUAGUUUGCUUUUUAUUAUGCUUAUAAAACAAACAUUAAAUAGGUACAUAUUUCAUUAGGCAGUGAUAAAUAGACAAAGUAUUCAUCUGGGCAUCAAAUGCAUAUGUAUGUUCCAAUUAUUUUGAGUUUGUAUUUUUGAAAGUCCUCUGCUGGAAAAGUGAGCACAUUCUUCUGGAAUUUCUGGUUUUGUUGAGUAAAGAAACUUGCCACAUGACAAAUAGUAGACAUCUAUGGGCAGCUGUUUCAAUGCCUAUUUCAGCCUUUCCCCUGAAAGACAGGAGAGAUUUGUACUUCCAGAAGAAUUUCUAGACCAAAAUCUGUGUGUUUAAUCUGUCUGUUAUCUGCUCUGAAUAGUCUUUAAAACAAAGACCAGACUGUAUCCAGCAGAGACUGGGAAAAAGUGAGUUUGGUGUAGGGUAAAACCAAAGCAGCUAAGCCACUUCGAGAUUUUCCUUGCUGACUCUUAGAGAAGUGGUUGACAGUCAAGAAACCACUUCAUGCUCCUGCUGUAUCCUCACCUCUUCUGAAGCUGCUGGAAGUCACCAUCUUUAGGACUAUUAAGUCAGGUAGUGGAAAGGGUGAAUUUGUUUGGAAAGUAAAGGGAGUACAAGAUUCCACAAACAGGAGAAAUCCAUUUCUACAGAAACUGAUUUUUCAUUUCUACCCUUGUCUUCUAAAUAUGUGAGUGAACGGGGAUAGAUAUGUGUUCUUUUCUAUGUACAUAAGUAUUCUUUUUCACGUGUAUAUGUAUUCUUUUAUAUGUAUUUUAUAUGUAGAUGUUUAGAUAAACAUCAGAAGAAUUUAAGAUGUCACACAGGUAUAAAACAAAAUAAAG
Molecule: messenger RNA, 10924 nt
Organism: Malurus melanocephalus (red-backed fairy wren)
Lineage: Eukaryota; Metazoa; Chordata; Aves; Passeriformes; Maluridae
Gene: SNCAIP
Product: synuclein alpha interacting protein
Exons: 11
Coding region: 1979-4897 (972 amino acids)
Molecular function (GO): ubiquitin protein ligase binding
Source: RefSeq, a predicted model, not a curated record